AUGCUUUUGGUAGACAAGUUCAGCAGGACAAGUAGCUGUGCCCCCAAGGGGUACCGCGGAACUAUGGUGGUACUUCUAUUGGUAUCUGUUAUUAAUGCAACUGUACUUGGAUAUGAUAGUAUGAUGCUUGGAUCUAUUCUUAACUUACCUCUGUAUACAAGCUAUUUCUCAUUAACUCCAGUGACUAUUGGACUAAAUACAUCUGCUAUGUGGAUGGGACAGAUAAUUGCAGCCAUUUUCUUGAAUCAAUUAUUUAUUGACCACCUUGGUAGAAAAACUGCAAUUUUAAGUAGUGUCUUAAUAUCUUUUAUUGGAGUUGCCUUACAAUCAGCGGCGCAAAACAUUGGUAUGUUUGUUGUUGGGAGAAUAUUUUUAGGUUUAGGAUGCAAUAUUGGAGUCUCUUCGGCGGCAUUAUUGGUUGGAGAAAUAGCUCCUGCAAAGUAUAGGGGGUUAUUUUUAGGUCUUGCAUUCACUUCUUUCUAUAUUGGUAGUCUUGUUGCAUCUGGAGUGACAUUCAGUUCAAGAAAUGUGGCUGGUACAUGGGCGUGGAGAAUUCCAUCAAUUGUCCAAGGGGCCGUAAGUGGGCUUGCCGCUUUCAGUAUCUACUUUGUUUCAGAAUCUCCAUAUUGGUUAAUUGCUCACCACAGAAUGGAUGAGGCAAUUCUUGUGAUUCAAAUAUCCCAAGGAAUAAAUUUAGAAGAGGCUACUUCCCUUGGUAAAUACUAUGAGGAGAGAAUUGAGUUGGAUAAAGAUUUAAUUCCAAAACAUCCCUGGAGAGAAUUAUUCCAUGGCUCAGUAAACAUUAGAAGAGUUUUAAUUAUGAUAUCUCAAGCAGCGAUCACUGAAAUGUCAGGUGCUGCAGUUGGUAAUUUUUUCCUCUCUAUUUUGCUUGAUCAAGCAGGUGUUACCAGUACUACACAGAAACUACAAGUUAACAUUGUAAUGAGCGCUUGGGGGUUAAUCUGUGCAGCAUCUGGUUCUUAUAUGUUUGAUUUUCUUGGGAGAAAAAAGCAGUCUUUAAUCUCGAUGGUUGGCAUGAUUUGUUCUCUUUGUAUUUUGGGAGGGCUCAUCAAAGCAUAUGGCCAAAGUACUAAUACCAAGGGAAUGUAUGCCUCAAUUGCAAUGAUAUUCUUUUUUACCGGGUUUUAUUCAUUUACUUACACUCCAUUGACAACUCUCUAUCCAGCAGAAAUCUGGAACUAUAAGCUCCGAAGUGCCGGUGUUGCCUUUUUCAUGGUCUUCAAUUGUGGAUUCGGCUUGAUGAAUAGUUUUGUUUUACCCAUUGCUAUGACUGAAAUCGGCUGGAAGUUCUACAUGAUAAACGCCGGUUAUAACGUAAUAUUCAUUCCAAUAAUUGCAUUCCUUUGGGUUGAAACUAAAGGUAUUCCAUUGGCUGAAGUUGAUGAGUUGUUCUUAAAGUCCUACACUUCUAAGAAGGCCGAGUUGGGUGAUGAAUCAGCAAGUAGUUGA
This is a messenger RNA of [Candida] anglica, 1470 nucleotides long. NCBI's taxonomy places the organism in Eukaryota, Fungi, Ascomycota, Pichiomycetes, Serinales, Debaryomycetaceae. The record is from the annotation of a GenBank genome assembly.